CCUCCCUUGCCCGGCGCCAGCAUAAAGUCACGGCUCAGCCCCACCGAGGCCAGUCGGCUCCCCCACAGCACCCGCACCAUGCCCAUGAUACUGGGUUACUGGGACAUCCGCGGGCUGGCUCAUGCCAUCCGCCUGCUCCUGGAAUACACAGACUCAAGCUAUGAGGAGAAGAGAUACACGAUGGGGGAUGCUCCGGACUAUGACAGAAGCCAGUGGCUGGAUGAGAAAUUCAAGCUGGGCCUGGACUUUCCCAAUCUGCCCUACUUGAUUGACGGGCCUCACAGGAUCACCCAGAGCAACGCCAUCCUGCGCUACCUUGCCCGCAAGCACAACCUGUGUGGGGAGACAGAAGAGGAGAUGAUUCGUGUGGACAUUUUGGAGAACCAGGCUAUGGACAUCUCCAAUGAGCUGGCUAGAGUCUGCUAUAGCCCAGACUUUGAGAAACUGAAGCCAGAGUACUUGGAGCGCAUCCCAGAGGUACUGAAGCUCUUUUCGCAGUUCCUGGGGAAGAAGCCAUGGUUUGUUGGUGAUAAGAUCACCUUUGUGGAUUUCCUUGCUUACGAUAUACUUGACCUGCACCGAAUAUUUCACCCUAAGUGCCUGGAUGAAUUUUCGAACCUGAAGGACUUCGUAUCCCGCUUUGAGGGCCUGAAGAAGAUCUCUGCCUACAUGAGGUCCAGCCGCUUCCUCCCAACACCUCUGUAUUCCAAGAUGGCCACAUGGGGCAACAAAAUCGCUGUGGAUGACUCUCCGUGUCAGUGAAUCUCCCUGUGUUCA
This is a messenger RNA of Urocitellus parryii (Arctic ground squirrel), 777 nucleotides long. The record is from RefSeq and is a predicted model, not a curated record. Lineage: Eukaryota; Metazoa; Chordata; Mammalia; Rodentia; Sciuridae.